AUGGCUUUCGAUUCCAUCAACCCGUCUUCCUCCCUUAACGUCCUCUCUUCACGAUCUUGUGUCAAAUGCUCGGAUUCCGCGCCCUCAUGCCCGACUUGCGAUGAUGGCUACACCUGUACCAUGGUCAGUCAGUCUUGCGACCAGUGUGCCACUACGAAAUGUAUCCCAUCUGCCAGCGACUCGAACUCUGGGGGCAGCUCGUCAGGAGGAGGUAACGAUGCGGGUGCCAUUGCAGGUGGUGUCAUCGGUGGUGUCGCCUUUGUUGCAAUCGUUACGUUCCUAGUAUGGUGGUUCUUCAUUCGCAAGAAGCGUAAGGAGUACGCCCAGCAAGCCGCCGCCGACUGUGAAAAAUCAUCCACAUCGCCAUCUGCCAACCCCUCCAGGAAAUCGACCCAUUCCAUCGCCUCUACCGUCCUUACUCGCGCCUCCAACGUCAUCCAGAUUGCCUACAUCCCUGGCGUUACCAACCGAUCACCCCCGGAAACCCCGCUUGUACCUCCUGUUCCCCCGCUCCCCGGUGCUCACCCGGACCAGCAUUUCUUCAUGCCCGGUGACUUGCGCGACUCGUCUUGGUCCGACAUGACGACGCAGGAGCGCCAGAGCAUUGCACCCAGCCUUCGCAGCAGCGUGGCCACCACGAUCUACCGCAACAACGCCAUUGUUAGCCCCAUGCCUGCGCAGCAAGUCAUGCGUACCCGAGCUGCGGUCGUCAGCAUCCACAACGGACCUAACGACCCUCAGACGGUUCAGGCGGCACCCGACGCUCCUGCUGUUCCCGCAAUCACGCAGGCUCAACUCGCCAAGGCGGGCGUUGCCAACCCCAACGCCAACGCCAACAGCUCGAUCGUGGCGCGGACCAUGGUCGCCAAACCAGUCAUGGUCAGAGGACCCUCGAAAAAGAAGAACGCGAACAAGAACGACGCCAAGUCCCCUGCAGUCCAGACGAUCUCUGAGCGGUCAGAGUCGAGCGCCUCUACUUCAAACAAAGCAGCCAACCAAUCCACCUCUGGAUUCGAUGCCAGCUCGUCAGAAGAUGAAGACGAAGCUUCUCGACCCGCCCCCAGCAAUGCCAAACCUACCGAGACUGCCCAAUCUGAACCACAGUCGCGAGCACCGACCGUGAUCGAGGAUUCGCCCGCCACCAACCAAGGUCCUUUCACGGACCAACUCACAACAGAGGCCGACACGCGACGAACGUCACGAACGUCGUCUCACCUGGAGGCCAACGAUGGUACUCGAUCCAACCGAAGCAGCAGAGGUCCUCCUCCCGCUCGUGUCGAAAGUCCAUUCUCCGACGCGAACGAGGUUAAAUAA
Messenger RNA from Aspergillus affinis, 1314 nucleotides. RefSeq lists its product as uncharacterized. Lineage: Eukaryota; Fungi; Ascomycota; Eurotiomycetes; Eurotiales; Aspergillaceae. The record is from RefSeq and is a predicted model, not a curated record. The coding region runs from base 1 to 1314 and encodes 437 amino acids. The transcript has 2 exons.